This is a messenger RNA of Cyclopterus lumpus (lumpfish), 1936 nucleotides long. RefSeq names its product sarcoglycan, epsilon (gene sgce). Bases 90 to 1391 code for a protein of 433 amino acids. The transcript has 11 exons. Lineage: Eukaryota; Metazoa; Chordata; Actinopteri; Perciformes; Cyclopteridae. Gene Ontology annotation, cellular component: sarcoglycan complex; membrane. The record is from RefSeq and is a predicted model, not a curated record.
GGAAUGCUGCAGGAUGCUUAUUAUCAUCAUGGCUGUCAAACCCAGUGGCGAUUAGAUAACACAUCCUUUUUAAUGCGAGAUUUACGAGGAUGAGAGGCACCAUGUCCGCUGCGGCGGUCGCGCUGCUCCUCGCUACGGUGGUCACCAUCUUGUCCAGAGCACAUGCGGAUCGUAACGUCUACCCAUCUGCAGGAGUGCUGUUCGUCCAUGUUCUGGAGAGAGAGCACUUCAAAGGAGAGUUUCCUCCCUACCCCAAAUCCGGUGAUGCCAGCAGUGACCCGAUCACUUUCAACACCAACCUGAUGGGCUACCCCGACAGGCCAGGCUGGCUGCGCUACAUCCAGAGGACCCAGCACAGCGACGGAGUGCUCUAUGGCUCCCCCACUGCAAUGCAUGUCGGCAAGGCCUCUGUCAUAGAGAUUACUGCCUAUAACAGACGCACUUUCGAGACGGCACGGCACAAUUUGGUCAUAAACAUCAUGGCCACAGAAGAGUUCCCUCUGCCCUACCAGGCGGAGUUUUACAUCAGGAACAUGAACGUGGAAGAGAUGUUGGCCAGCGAGGUGCUGGGAGAUUUCCUGGGAGCUGUGAAGAACAUAUGGCAGCCUGAGCGCCUCAACGCCAUAAACAUCACCUCGGCGCUGGACCGUGGCGGCCGUGUGCCCCUGCCCAUCAACAACCUCAAGGAAGGAGUGUAUGUGAUGGUUGGCGCUGAUGUUCCCUUCUCGUCGUGCCUGCGAGAGGUGGAAAGCCCACAUAACCAGCUGCGCUGCAGUCAGGAAAUGGAGCCCGCCAUCAGCUGCGACAAGAAGUUCAGAGCUCAGUUUCACAUCGAUUGGUGCAAGAUCUCUCUGGUUGACAUCAAAAAAGUGGUCCCGGUGUACAUUACCCGUCCCGACCCGGGAACCGGGAUCCUGCCUGAAUUUGGGGAAUACAACCCCCCUUCCGAGACUCUGAUGGGCCGGAACUACUUUUCAGAUUUCCUAAUCACACUGGCUGUUCCCUCCGCUGUGGCACUCGUCCUCUUCUUCAUCCUCGGCUACACUAUGUGCUGCCGACGGGAAGGGGUGGAAAAAAGAAACAUGCAAACACCAGACAUCCAGCUGGUUCACCACGGCUCCAUCCAGAAGUCCAGCAAGGAGCUGCGGAGCAUGUCUAAGAACCGCGAGAUCUCCUGGCCCCUCUCCACCCUGCCCGUCUUCAACCCCGUCAGCGGCGAGGUGGUGCCGCCCCUUCACCCAGACAACUACGAGACCACCAGCAUGCCCCUCAUGCAGACACAGACGAAUCUACAAAACCAGAUUACGAUACCACAGCAACGGCCAUCAGGAGAUAAUUAUGUCAUGUCAACAUUUCGAAGGCUGGAGGUAGGUGCUGCAGUCUGUUUUUAAGUUUGUGUAGAAAUAAUUCAUGCUGAUUUGAGUUUUUUAAAAAAAAGUGAUUUCAGCUCAUUUCUUCUGCUAAAAAAGGACUUAAAAGUGAGUACUUGUCAAUAAGGUUCAAUAUAUAUUUUUUCUUCAUAUUUAUUGUAGGUAAAUGGUAUUCCUGAGGAGAGAAAGGUGGCCGAAGCACUGGAUUUGUGACCAGAGACGACGGGUGUUGGAGGCCACUUUAAUUUCAUAUCUAUAUCUUUGUUUUUUCUAACACUUGUGCCAAUCUGCAUGCCUCAGACGUGUCUUUACAAAGAUGUAUCAUUCAUAUGCAUUUACACCUUGAAGAGUGUGUGUGUGUGUGUGUGAAAGAGAUCAAAGGAGCUUAGCUGAUUAUAAAAACAUAUUAGAAUAUUUUUAAAUAUUUGUAAAUGUAAAAACUUCUACUUGCUUUGCACAAUGGACCUCUUAGAGGAAAAGGGAGUUUUACAUGAACAUGCUUUAGUUGUCAUGUAUUAUUAAUUAUAUGUAUUGCGUCACAUAACAAUAAAUGCUUUUACAAUAAA